CUUUCUGUCUCUAGGUGUUUAACCGUGGGUAUACCUAGGUGUCAUUUCUGUUGGACUUUUUUUUUUUCUUCUUCUCGCUUUGAGAAAAACUGGCUUCCCUUCCUUACCGUUUCAAAGCCGGCGGCGACGGAAAGAUGCCGGGCGCAGUUGGUGGGGGUCAUCAUCACUCCCACCGGCCCACGACUAAGGUCACGCACAAGCCGUUCAAGUCGAGGCAUGCUACCAAGGGCCAACUGCGGGACGCCGCGAAAGGGCGAAUUGCCGGAGAAAAGGGGCAGCGUAAGACACCACACCAACAGGUCAUGUCGAAGCUCGACCGACGGAACCAGGCCAAGCAGCGGCAGCUGGAGAAGGCCCGCGAGCACCAGAAAGAGACUUCCAUCUUCUCCGGCAGAGACGGUGCUCCGCGGAAUGUCGCUGUCAUUCCCCUGUGCGCCGACACCGAUGCCGCUGCGGCCAUCCGCAGCCUGAACGGGAGCAUUGACAUCGAGGCCGAGAUACGCGAUGGCUGCUUCCGGGUCCCGGUUGACAGAUUCAAGCAGAAGCUUCAAUACAUCCCGUUGAAGAGAGAUCUGGCUGCGUGCCUCGAUGCUGCCCGGGUCGCCGACUUCAUCAUUCUCGUCCUUUCUGCCGAGGUCGAGGUGGACGCGUUGGGCGAGCUGAUCCUGCGGAGCGUCGAGAGCCAGGGCAUGUCGACCUUGUUCACCGUCGUGCAGGGGCUGAACAAGAUCGAGCCCGCCAAGCAGAGGCUGUCUGUGGUGGCAUCCCUCAAAUCAUUCAUCACGCACUUCCACCCCGAGCAAGAGAAGGUCUACAGCCUCGACAACCGGCAAGAGUGCUCGAACCUGAUGCGGUCUUUAUGCAGCACCACGCCCAAGGGGAUUCGAUGGAGGGACGAGCGGAGCUGGAUGUUGGUCGAGAAUGUCGAGUGGGCGAGGGCAGGGACGGCGCCAACCGUCCUCACCGGCGUCGUCAGGGGCAAGGGCCUGAACGUCGACCGACUGGUGCAGGUUUGCGAUUGGGGGACGUUCCAGAUCGAGAAGAUCACGGCAGCACCGCUCGUGACGCGGAAGAAGAGAGGAGAGGAUGCCAUGGAAGAGACGACGGAGGAGGUCCUCGCGGAGCCGACGGAGGACCAAGACGGCCUCGACGACCUGGCGCCAGAGGAGGUUGUCAUGGAUGACGAUGAGGAUAUGGAUGCUGCGACAACCAUGACGGGCCCCAAACAGGGCGUGCUACUCGACGACCACCACUACUUCUCGGACGACGACCAAGUCCAAGAGCUGCCAAUGCCUAAGAAAGUGCCUAAGGGGACAUCCAAGUACCAGGCCGCGUGGUAUCUGGAUGACGAUGAUUUGUCGGACUCCGGGUCUGACUUGGUAGACCUCGACAUGCAAGAUGCCCAGGAUGAGGAGGACGAGGCCCGGCCAGAAGACGGAAUGGAGGGGCUCGCCGGGGAUACCAUGACAGAAGCCGGGCCGUCCGAAUACCCCCAGUCGGUAGCCUUCGAGGAGCCCGACGCGGACGAGGAUGCUCGGGCUCUUGAAGCGUAUCGCAAGAGCAAGAGGACAGAAGCUGAGGACGAUUUGGAGUUCCCGGAUGAAAUCGAGCUCCACCCCAAUGUGCUUGCACGGGAAAGGCUCGCAAAGUACAGGGGCCUGAAGAGCUUGAGGUCGAGCCCCUGGCUGGAGGAAGAGGAUAAGGCGUACGAGCCGGAAGAGUGGCAACGGCUGCUCCGGAUCCCCGACUAUAAGGCAUCGCGUAUCCGGGCGGCGCGCGAGGCUCUGGUCGGUGGGGUGGCCCCCGGAACCCGCAUUCACGUCUACCUCAAGGGGGUGCCGGUGGCCAUUCAGAAGAGCUACGAUCCCGGCCGGCCGGUCACUCUGAUCUCGCUCCUAAGGCACGAGCACAAGCGGACUGCCGUCAACGUGCUGAUCAACCUCGGCUCCGAUUACCCGACCUCGAUCAAGGCCAAGGAGGAGCUGAUCAUACAGUACGGCCCACGGAGGUUUGUCAUCAACCCCCUGUUUUCGCAAGGGGGCAGCACUCCCAACGACGUGCACAAGUACUGCCGAUUCCUGCACCCCGGACAAUCGGCCGUGGCGACGUUCAUGGGUCCAGUCGUAUGGGGUUCGGUACCGGCCCUCUUCUUCAAGCGGACGGUUCCGGGUAGCGAGACCGACGCCGGGAAGGAGGACGGUGAGGGGCCCGCGCUGCCCCUGACGCUCAUUGCCACGGGGACCACGCUGCCCCCGUCGACAUCGCGUGUCAUUGCCAAGCGGGCCAUCCUCACGGGCCACCCGUAUCACAUCCACAAGAAGAUUGUGACGAUCCGGUACAUGUUCUUCAACCGGGAGGACGUUGAGUGGUUCAAGGCGCUGCCCCUGUGGACCAAGCGGGGGCGUAGCGGGUACAUCAAGGAACCGCUGGGUACGCACGGGUACUUUAAGGCGACAUUUGACGGGCGGAUCAACCCGCAAGAUACGAUCGGUGUCAGCUUAUACAAGCGGGUGUGGCCUCGCAACGCCCGGCCUCUGGACGGGCCUCUGCUUGACCCCGCACUUCUGCAGGAGUCCCGGGAGGACGCGAUGGAGGACGAUAUGGAGUAGAGCAAGUGAGCGCGAGGACGCAUAUAGACCGCCCUACUGGGGCUUACGGCAGGAGUUCUUUUGGGGGGAAAAAAUUUGUUAUUCUGUUUGUUUGUUCUCCAUACCCGGUUCCCGUCCUUGACUCGG
Messenger RNA from Thermothelomyces thermophilus ATCC 42464, 2735 nucleotides. RefSeq lists its product as uncharacterized. Gene Ontology annotation, biological process: endonucleolytic cleavage of tricistronic rRNA transcript (SSU-rRNA, 5.8S rRNA, LSU-rRNA); maturation of SSU-rRNA from tricistronic rRNA transcript (SSU-rRNA, 5.8S rRNA, LSU-rRNA); ribosome biogenesis. Bases 135 to 2609 code for a protein of 824 amino acids. The transcript is spliced from 2 exons. Gene Ontology annotation, molecular function: U3 snoRNA binding; GTP binding; GTPase activity. NCBI's taxonomy places the organism in Eukaryota, Fungi, Ascomycota, Sordariomycetes, Sordariales, Chaetomiaceae. Gene Ontology annotation, cellular component: nucleus; preribosome, small subunit precursor. The record is from RefSeq and is a predicted model, not a curated record.